ACCGGGUCCGGUUAGGCUGGAUCGGGUUAGUUAGUAGUCAUAAGACUCAUAACUCAUAACUACUUGCUAGUUUACUACACCAUCUACUACAGAUUCGACUUUAGAUCUGACUGAGAGGAAGAAGAAAGAAGAAGAGCCAUGACGAUGAUCAGAUCCAUCUCGAUGCUAACGUUGCUCGUCACACUAGCUGCAUCCAUUUCCAUGGUCUCCUCCUCUUCAUCCGCAGACUUUGUUAAGAAGACUAUCUCUUCCCACAAAAUCGUCAUCUUCUCCAAAUCCUACUGCCCGUAUUGCAGGAGAGCGAAGUCUGUGUUCAGUGAGCUGAAUCAGGUUCCUCAUGUUGUCGAGCUUGACGAAAGAGAGGAUGGGGGGAGUAUCCAGAGUGCACUUGGAGAGAUUGUUGGAAGGCGAACAGUACCGCAGGUUUUCAUUAACGGAAAGCACAUUGGAGGUUCAGAUGAUACCGUAGACGCGCAUGAGAGCGGUGAACUGGCCAAGCUUCUUGGUGUUUCGGAAAACACAAGAGCUGAACUCUAGGCUGAUAUUUAGUUGGAAUAAAAAAACUGUCUGUGAUGUUCAGGUGUAAUCAGUUAUCAGUAGUUUGAAAAUUUGUAAUGGGUUAUGAAGAUUUUAAACGGCUUAACAUGGCCUUGUGAAACAUAUAUUAUCAAAUACUACAAGUUGAGUUAAACAAAGUUAUAUUUGAG
This is a messenger RNA of Brassica rapa (field mustard), 707 nucleotides long. Its product is annotated as glutaredoxin-C4. NCBI's taxonomy places the organism in Eukaryota, Viridiplantae, Streptophyta, Magnoliopsida, Brassicales, Brassicaceae. The record is from RefSeq and is a predicted model, not a curated record. Gene Ontology annotation, cellular component: cytoplasm. Gene Ontology annotation, biological process: cellular response to oxidative stress. Gene Ontology annotation, molecular function: glutathione disulfide oxidoreductase activity.